AUGAGCAGUAGCGCAAGCACUACCUCAAGUGGCUCGUCAACGAUUAUUCAUGAAGAAUUCGAUGAGAAACCCACUUCGAACUUCUCGUGGCCUCCAGGUCAAGCAUUUCCCUUUGAACCAUUACCACCGUAUCCAGCAGGCCCAAAUCUCUCAAAAAUCCGUUACCCCCGUGAAGUGACUUGUCCCCGUUACGUUUGUCCCCACUGUGACGAACAAUUUCUGUUUCAUUCAACCAACGGACUCCUCACUUGUCCAUUUUGCUACACUUCCAUCGCAAUUGGGACCUAUAAUCGGAAACAGAUGUAUCUUAACUUUGUGGUUGGCACUAUUGUUCUCAUAAUUUCAAUGGUAAUGACAGUGCUAGUAUUCACAAUUGCAAAGGAUCAAGUGUAUCUUUCAAUUCCAGCAAUAAUGUUGUUCUUCGGAGCCAUCAUCUUCUUCACAAAGGCGUUGCAGUCAAAAGAUAGUUAUGAAGAGGCAAAGAUUCUGAUUGAAGAUAUGGAUGUCUAA
Molecule: messenger RNA, 510 nt
Organism: Caenorhabditis remanei
Lineage: Eukaryota; Metazoa; Nematoda; Chromadorea; Rhabditida; Rhabditidae
Exons: 4
Coding region: 1-510 (169 amino acids)
Biological process (GO): phosphatidylinositol dephosphorylation
Cellular component (GO): phagocytic vesicle membrane; lysosomal membrane; plasma membrane
Molecular function (GO): phosphatidylinositol-4,5-bisphosphate 4-phosphatase activity
Source: RefSeq, a predicted model, not a curated record